CUGUUGAUUGGUUCUCAGCCUUAUCCGGUGGGGCAGCGGUCCAGGGCUCGGGAAAAAAUCGAAGCGAGGAGGAUCUGGUAACGGUACGCUUUAAGAAAUAUCAUCCAUCCCGAGUCGCUAUCGAAGGGCUCGGCAGGAAUUUACAGUUUCUUUACAAAGGUUAAAGGUCACAGAGCAGGGUUGUGGUUGUCGUCAUGGCAUCUGGAAGUACAAGCAGCGAGGAGGAGCGGAGCCUGAGGGAGUGUGAGCAGUACGUGCAGAAACACAACAUUCAACAGCUGCUGAAGGACUGCAUUGUCCAGCUGUGCACCUCCAGGCCGGAGAGGCCCAUGGCCUUCCUCAGAGAGUACUUCGAGAGGCUGGAGAAGGAGGAGACCAAGCAGAUUCAGAACCAGCAGAAGGCCAGCAGUUCCCGUUCAGACUCCCGCGAUGAGGAGGUGUCUCCACCCAUGAACCCUGUGGUAAAGGGCCGCCGGCGGAGAGGAGCCUUCAGCGCAGAGGUCUACACAGAGGAGGAUGCAGCCUCAUAUGUCAGAAAGGUCAUUCCAAAAGACUACAAGACGAUGGCAGCCUUGGCCAAAGCUAUUGAAAAGAACGUUCUCUUCUCACACCUGGACGACAAUGAGAGGAGUGACAUAUUCGAUGCAAUGUUUCCAGUCACCUACAUCGCCGGGGAAACGGUUAUUCUGCAGGGCGACGAAGGCGACAAUUUCUAUGUCAUCGACCAAGGGGAGAUGGAUGUGUAUGUGAACAAUGAAUGGGUGACGAGCAUCGGGGAGGGAGGCAGCUUUGGAGAGCUGGCCCUGAUAUACGGCACCCCGAGGGCGGCCACAGUUAGAGCCAAGACCAACGUCAAGCUGUGGGGCAUCGACAGAGACAGCUACAGGAGAAUACUUAUGGGAAGCACUUUGAGAAAGAGGAAGAUGUACGAGGAAUUCCUCAGGAAAGUGUCCAUUCUAGAGUCUCUUGACAAAUGGGAGCGCCUGACAGUCGCUGAUGCCUUGGAGCCCGUCCAGUUUGAGGACGGACAAAAGAUCGUUGUGCAGGGAGAGCCUGGAGAUGAAUUCUUCAUCAUCUUAGAGGGUUCUGCAGCUGUGUUGCAGCGUCGCUCAGAGAACGAGGAGUUUGUGGAAGUGGGGAGGUUAGGACCCUCGGACUACUUUGGUGAGAUUGCUCUGCUGAUGAACCGUCCCCGCGCCGCCACCGUGGUCGCCCGCGGCCCCCUGAAGUGCGUCAAGCUGGACCGGCCUCGCUUCGAACGCGUCCUGGGUCCCUGUUCAGACAUUCUCAAACGUAACAUCCAACAGUACAACAGCUUUGUCUCGCUGUCUGUCUGAAGGGGCGUCUCUCCCCUCCACCCUUUCCCUCUUUUCUCCUUUUAGACCCAGGGUCCACCAAUGCAAUUUGCUUUUUUUUUUGUCACUUUCUUCUUCUUCUUUCUGUUUCGCUUUUCUCCCUUUUUUAGUUUUUUUGUGUUGUUUUACACACGGAGAUCCUUUUGUUGUCACCACCCCGUCACGCUGAGGUGUGACUUUCAGCCAUUCACCAGCGCUCAUACCAGCUGCUGUACGCUACCUUGUAGGCACAGUUCCAUCACACGUUACCGAUGUUAUAUAUGUAUUCGCUGGUUACGCUUUCGUUUUAGACUUAAACACAAAGCAGGAUUGUUAGGAGAUCUGAAAGACGUUAGGGUCUCAGACUGAUGAGACGGGACAAUCAAACUUUACAUGGCGCUUUUGGUGAAUUUGUUACAGAUUUAUGUUGAAGCUUGAAGUAAAGAGAGGACUACUUCUUCCCUGUUAAAGAGUUUCCUUUUAGACGUCAGUAGGCCUGAGUAGAUAUACAGCGUAGAGCAGAAGCUAGAAACUGUAGAAGGCAGGAAGAACAUGAUCGCAUCGACGUUUUCAUUUUUAUUAAAAUUUUUUAGGUUUCAGCUACACAAUGGUUGUGCUCCAUUUGUUGUUAUUGGUUACCUUUUGAUUGGCACGAUGAGACAAUGACGAGUCUGUUUUGCUAAGUUCGAGAGAGCUUGUACAACUUAAGGUUUUUAUGUGAUUGUGCAGCUACCAGGCUGGUGCCAAAUGUUGAUUCUUGUCACACCGCAAAGAUGCACAGCCAUGGCAACGCAGUGCGUGUUCUGUUCCCUGACUAUUUGGAGCUCCAAACGGGAAGUAGUUAUUACCCUCAUCGUCCUCCUUAAUCAGUAGAACGACCAUACAAGAACUGCCUUGACUACUCUGAGGAAAAAAAUCAAUAAAAAAAAAUUUAGAAAGGAAAAAAAAACAGGAGUAUUAAGUGUAUUUCAGUAUUCAAUUUUUCUUUUUUUUUAGUAUAUACCAAAUAACUUGGUCACUCUUCUGCUAUGGUUUGUAAUCAAAAUGUUAUCUUACAUAGUAUAGUUAAAACGAUCAUAGUUAUAUUAUUAUCAUUGACUAAAUGAUAAAUUUAUGGUUUGGAGUGAUGGUGAUCUUAAAAAAAAAAACCAAUAUAUGUUUAACUGUCUUUUGUAAACACUUAUUUUUCCAUAAAUUCUAUUUUAGGUGUCCAGUGCCACAAAGUAAAUAAAUGCUUCUUCUUGUCAACGGACAAAAACAGUAUGUAAUCGUAUCGUGUAAAAACGUCAUGGGUUAAAACUUCUUUUUUUUUUUUUUUGAAAUAGAUCAAAUGGGUAAUUCCAGGUUUAUUGAAGUGAAGUCUUGAAAAAAAGAAAAAAAAAACACAAACAAGAUGGUUUAUGGAUUUUAGGACAUCUAAAGUAUUUAUGUAUCGAAGCAUCACAGGCGAGCUGACGGGCAGAGUGAGCAGAUAUUUAUUUAAAACUAGUGUCAUUGCUUAUUGCCUGUUGAAAAGGUGGCUGUCUUUUCAUCAGAGUAGCUUGUGAUCUGUUCUCUAUGCUUACUUGGCAUGAUGUUUUAGGCAUCCAGUGAUGCGGUAUGAAUGGAAGCGUGUAUUAAAACAUAAAAAAAAAAAUUUAAAAAAUAACCUGCUACUGCGUGCAGAAGCAGGAACUUUGUCAAAUAUUUGGUUUGUUACUCCCUAGCUUAACUGCUUCAUGACUAUUUAGAUGGCAUAACAUGUUUAAGUCUCUGUUUUUUUUUUUGUUUUUUUUUUAAGAUUUCGUUUUUAAAAAUCUUUACCAAAACACACAAUGUUGAUUUCUGGAUUAUAGGCUUAACUCUUAAUUCCUGCCUCACUUGUCUGUUACCAGAAAGGACAUAGAACCAGUCAUAUGUUUCUGUUUUGUCUCAUUCACUCAUGUUUGUACGUCCAAAAAAGAUGUGAUUUUGGUGCCGAGUGCUGCAGGGUAGUCAGGUUAGCGAGAAGAGUUUUUGUGUUAAUGGACAUGAGUAUUAUGUAUUUUUCUUUACAGUUAAAUUGAUCAUCUUCAUCUGAACUGUAUCCUGAUCCCCAGGGAAUGACACCCGUUAGUGGCGUGGGGUUUGACUCACCUUUUUAUCGAAAUAUUGUUUUCGUGUAAAUAGCAGCGUCAUUGGUUUUAGUCCAAAACAGUUUUUAGCCACACUGCAAUUGUCCCGGUUUGCCUUAGCUUACCUAACCUGGGCUUACAGUAGUAGUCAGUCACUCCUGCUAGCCCAACCUUCAGUGAGUUUGUUAGGCCUGCAGCGCAGAGAGAGCUGCAGGCGAUCAGAGGACCAUUCUUUUUCUAUUCUACCCUGUAUUCAGUUUGACCUCCUGUAUGUGCAAAGAUGUUUAUCCUUUUGGUAUAGAUUGUUCCAGAUGGCAGUUUAAGCAAUAAAAAAGUAAAAAUAAUUCA
Messenger RNA from Perca fluviatilis (European perch), 3775 nucleotides. Its product is annotated as cAMP-dependent protein kinase type I-alpha regulatory subunit. Gene Ontology annotation, cellular component: cAMP-dependent protein kinase complex. The transcript has 11 exons. The record is from RefSeq and is a predicted model, not a curated record. Gene Ontology annotation, molecular function: cAMP-dependent protein kinase regulator activity. The coding region runs from base 195 to 1337 and encodes 380 amino acids. Lineage: Eukaryota; Metazoa; Chordata; Actinopteri; Perciformes; Percidae. Gene Ontology annotation, biological process: regulation of protein phosphorylation.